Molecule: messenger RNA, 585 nt
Organism: Symbiodinium sp. CCMP2592
Lineage: Eukaryota; Dinophyceae; Suessiales; Symbiodiniaceae
Source: the annotation of a GenBank genome assembly
GUGGACCGGAUCUCCCUGCCGAGUUUGUGGCUCGAGCGUUCGGUCCUGGCCCUCGUUGUGUACCUGAGGCAUUCCUCGUCCUUCACGGAAAACACGGAGGUGAAGAUCCUCCGGGGGUCGGGACAGGAUAGGUGGUGCGCUGAGGGCAAUCGAGCAGUGGCUGCCGGUCGUGUCGGAAAGCUCCGUGGACCCUCGGCCAUCUGCAUCGAUGCAAUCCUGGAGACGAACCUGGAGUUCGCCGAGCCGACCCGAGCUCCGGUCGCCUGCGCGGCGGUGGAGACGUCAUGGCUUUCACUAGCCCUGGCAAGCUUGGAGACGACCUCCAUGACCUGCCAGCUCCAGCGAGUGGAGAACGCACCACUCAACUUGCCCGAGGGUGCGCUGGGUGAAGUGGAUGUGCGCCUGUCGCCUGCGUUGGAUCCGAAGAUUCUGCCGGUGCGCUUUCUUCCUCCUAGCCAGGCCAGUGAGGAGACUGCGGACGAAGUUUCGCUGAGCUUGUUGGGGCCGGUGCGCACAGUGGAGCCGGAAAUGGUCGCAAAGGACAUGGAGAUCACCGAAGAGAUCUUCAAAUCUGGUGACACAUGA